GAUUACCAUCACUAACACAAAUCAAAACAAACAAGGUAUUUUUUUUACAUCAAAAACUAAGGCAAUUGGACGAAAUUGGUGGCUUCGGUGUCCUCGCCACGACGCACCCUCCCUUCCUUGGGUGCCCCAUCUCCGGCAGACCGGAGUCUAUUCCUGGUGGAUUAGGAUCGGCUCAUCUCCCCGCCCAAGCAAUACUUAAGGCCGAACUCAGACCGUCGCCUAGAUGAGAAGUGGUUAAAGCUAUAAUGGAAGUGCAAUUUUUGGACGCUUAAAAUUACAAGUGUUUGGGCAAAAACGCCACGGAUGUGAAUUACACGGCACCAAAUUGGAGGCGUUUGCCAACCGGGUCACCUAAUCCUGAGGAGCUCCAAGGGAAAAGAAAGGACGUGCUAAAAGGGUAAGUACGCUAAAUAAAUCCCUUAAUUCAUUAAGUUUCGCUACCCAAUUUAAACGUAGUUGGACGCGCGGCUGGGGAGCGGAAUUAAUGCCUCUAAUUCCAGAUUAGAUUUCACAGUGAGUGCUUUCAAACAAUUCUUUGACUGCCUGAUUUCACAAAUUAAUAACUAAAACUAAUUUAUUUCAGAGUUCAACGAUGGUCAUUGUCCAAGCUGCGACCAGAAGAAGAGACCGCUAGCGGCGAAGCCCGAGUCUGCACGGAUCCAAAUGGUUCGGAGGAUUCACGCAGCGUCUGCGCCAGAGGGCCCGGAGGCAGUGCGUCGGUGGUCCCAGAGAUGACCAGGUGGUCAGCGCGGGUAUUCGUUCCCGGAACGGACUCACCGAUGGAAUCUCCGUAUGUGGCUGACGCGGAGGGCUGUUGCUGCUGCUGAUCGCUGAUGCUGCUGCGGCUGGUGCUGCUGCCGCGGAUCACUGCUGCUGAUGCCGCUGCGGGUGGUCGACGUGGUCUUUACGACCAGGUUAGGUCCGCCUGGAGUAUGAUAUCUCCAAGAAAUGCGAAUACCUGUUCAAACUCGACUACAGCCUCAUCGAGCUGGACAACACAAAUGGACUGCUCAGUCCGCGGUAUCCUGGCCGAAUACUCAUCCCGGAGUGCGAGCAUGGACACAUGGCCAAGACGCUGGUGCCGGGAAAUGGCCUGUUCGGGCCAGUUGGCGGCGGAUUGGGUGGAGGAGGAGGAGGCUCCUCCGGAACCACGGCUACGGCCACGCCUCUAAACAGCAGUGCAGGGAGCACCGGAAGCGAGGGUGCUGGCAUCCAGGCCUUCGUGACCUUUGCCAAUCCCGUGCAGACGCAACAGCAGCCACAUCCCCUCCAGCAGCAAUUUCCCACGCAGCAGCCACAUCAUCCACUGCAUCAGCAAUAUCUUUCCCAGCAGCCACAUCCGCUGCAGCAGCAGCAACAGCAGCAGAAUUCACAGCAGCAACCGCAAAAUACCAUCUAUGAGGACCAGUACGAUAUACAGCGGAUGCGGGAAUUGGUUACGAUGGCCAAGUACGCGAGAUGCCGUCAAAGAUUUGCCGUGCCCGUAAUUAUGUACCGCGGAAAGUACAUCUGCCGUUCGGCCACUCUGUCCGUAAUGCCGGAAACCUACGGCCGGAAGGUGGUGGACUACGCCUACGACUGCCUCAGUGGCGGCAACUAUACGACGCCAAACGGGGACGAGAACGAUGCGGACUCCACGGACGAGUCGCUGAUCACCCACAUGCACGACCAGGCUCAGUCGCAGUUCAGCUACGACGAGGUCAUCAAGAGUGACAUCCAGCUGCUGCACACGCUCAACGUCUCCACCAUUGUGGACCUCAUGGUGGAGAACCGCAAGAUCAAAUACUUCAUGGCCGUUUCUUCAUCGGAGAAAGCGGAUCCAAACAAGCACUACAAGAGCUUUAAUCUUCUAUCCCUGCCGUACCCGGGCUGUGAGUUCUUCAAAAAGUUCCGGGACAACAACUACAUGGCGCGCAACCUGCACUACAACUGGAAGCAGUCUUUCAACGAUGCGAAUAUUAAUAUACCCAAUCUGGGACCCGCUGCGGAUAUCGAUGUGGUGUGGCCGGAGUACCGGGAUUGGGAUUUGGUGGCCAUCACCCAGAAUUACUUGCGAGCCAUACUGAAAUAUGUGCAGGAGGAGAGCUCCGGCCUGUUGAUUCACUGCAUCAGCGGCUGGGAUCGCACUCCGCUGUUUGUCUCCCUGGUCAGGCUGUCCCUGUGGGCAGAUGGACUCAUCCACCAGUCGCUGAAUGCCAUGCAGAUGGCGUACUUUACACUGGCCUACGACUGGUACCUGUUUGGCCACCAACUGCCCGAUCGCCUGAAACGCGGCGAGGACAUCAUGUUCUUCUGCUUUCAUGUGCUCAAGUUCAUCACGGACGAGGAGUACAGCAUUGUGGAGCAUCGGAAACGCACGAAGACAUCCAGCAGCAGCGGCAGUAGUGUUAUAGUGAUCAAAUCCGACUGCUGCGAUGAUGAACCGCUCAAGGAAGACUACAUUCUGGCCUUCGAUCAAGAUAGCAACGACAGCUACUCAAACUGUUCCAACUGUGAUAUGUCCAUAACAGAUAACUUCUAUGCCACCACACCAGCGCAAGUCAAUCCGCUGACCAGCAGGUCACCCAAUCCGAAGAGAUCCAGAACCAGCCCCAUUUCAGUGCCCGGCUCGAAUGCGCGGCAAAGACAGGAGUCCACGUCCUCGAACGGUAGCUGGCAGGUGGUCACGGAUACGGGCUCCAUUGACUCAAUGAUGAAUGGCAGCUACAUGAUGCGGUUUGUGGCCCAACAGGCGGCGGACGGAGGUGGCGGUUCCUCGAACAUUCCUCUGUAUAAUGGUGGUAAUGGCUACCACUGCAGCACCAACGCAGCGUCGAGCGGCAGUGGAAGCGGAAGUGGGAGCAGCAUCAGCAACGGCAGCUCGACGCACGGUUUCGUAAACGGUUCCUCCAAAGACGUGGGCGGCAGCACUAUGGCCAGCAAGCAAUGCAUCAACUUACGAAAGCAACGCCUGAAUGCAGUGCGCGCCAUCUUCAUACAAGCCUACGGAAAGACGAUUGGACUGAAAUUCAAGGAGGGAUCUUCAAUGAACCUGGCCACGUUUAUUGGCAACCUGGCGGACCAAUUGUUUUGAGGAAGCGGAAGCAGCAGCAGCUAUACUCGAUUGUUAGUUUUUCACCCACAUUGUUUGUUUGUUGUUAAGUGCUGCGCUUUCCACCAAUGACUGUAUUUCGUAUAGUCCUGUUGAAUUGCGUUCUUUUGUGACUGUUGACGAUUGUGUAAUGUAAGGGAUAAAUAAUAACUGGUUACUGAUAAGCAACUAACGAACGAACGAACCCGGCGGCUCCUAGACAAUGCGUAUAGUACAACUCCAGUCCUGGUUAACCCGCUCCUUAGAUUCUCUAUACUCCCGCUCCCCUCUCCUUACUUUUUCAGUUGUUAGUCCUUUUUCGAGAAUGCAAAGCAAGCGCGAAUUAUAAUAUGCGAUUCGGAUUAUACAAUAGCCUUAAGUUGUAAUUUAUAGUAAUGUAUUUUUUAAUAAACUUAUGUGCAUUUGAUACGAAUCAAA
This is a messenger RNA of Drosophila gunungcola (fruit fly), 3508 nucleotides long. It is a transcript of the gene EDTP, whose product is annotated as myotubularin-related protein 14. Gene Ontology annotation, biological process: dephosphorylation. Gene Ontology annotation, molecular function: phosphatidylinositol-3-phosphate phosphatase activity. The record is from RefSeq and is a predicted model, not a curated record. Lineage: Eukaryota; Metazoa; Arthropoda; Insecta; Diptera; Drosophilidae. Bases 1064 to 3073 code for a protein of 669 amino acids. The transcript is spliced from 7 exons.